Parascedosporium putredinis is the source of this 2319-nucleotide messenger RNA. Lineage: Eukaryota; Fungi; Ascomycota; Sordariomycetes; Microascales; Microascaceae. The record is from the annotation of a GenBank genome assembly.
AUGCAGGGCCCUGGUCAAUACCAGCAGCAAGGUUAUGAAGACUACCAAGGUGGACAGGGCUACGACUACUACGAUGACGGGAGCGGCGAAAUGGCCCUUACCCUCCCCGUGGAGGUGGCCUUCCCUCAGGCCCUGGUAGGGUCCAUCCAAAUGGCCCUCCACGGGGCGGUGGGCCACCUGGCGCGUAUGGAAGAGGGCCGCCACCUCCAAUGGACAUGCCUCCGCAAGUUAUCCAACCAAAUGGGUGCGAUGGACAUCUCGCAGCGACCACGAAUGCCCGUGGACCGCCACAGCGAUGGUGCUCAGCGUGGCGGGAUGCGACCACCCGAGGGGAUCCAAUCCCCGACAGACGGCAUGCGAGGUCUACCUCCUCCCGGCCUCCCACGUGGCUUUGAUGAGGGGCGCCGGGGCUCAGAGCCCGCCCCCGGUCCCGGGUUUGGGCCAGCGGGUCAGGGGCAGGGGAAACGACUUUGGACCUCCAUCUCGAAGCAUGACGAUGCCAAUGAACGACCCGGCACAGCGACGGGAACCCAUGCCUCCGCAACCACCGAUGCCCUAUGGGCCCGUCCCUGCGCCCACCGCCCCAGAGAAUCUAUCCAAACCAAGGGCCGCCCCCUCAGCCUGGAUACGGCGGCGGUCCAGGCUAUGGAAAUGGUCCUCAACCCCCUGGGCCACGGCAGGCGUCUCGCGCCUCCUACGAUGACAUCUUUGAUAGCUACGGUGGUGGCCCGGCGGGCAAUGGAGAUUACCCACCUGGACCUCCAAAUGAUAUGGGAUACUAUAAUGGACCGCCCCGCCAGGCCUCCCUGGGAGGUUCCAUGGAUCCGUAUGCGGGCCCCGGGGGCUCCUAACGGGCCAUUACCUCCCGGCCCGGUACCGCAGGCACUCAACAUACCACGCACAAAAUCCCAGCCAAAUCUACGCAACGGACAGCCGGUGUUUGAGAUGUCGGGUGAUAUUCCGCCCAUGCCUAACAUGCCGGGUCAACCUGGGGGCGGCCCCGCCAACCCGGAUGCCCUCCCCUCGCACCCCACCCCAGUACGACCGGGCUUAAUGGCGGACUCCGUGGUAAACGUGGCGAACAAGCCUCCCCCAGUGCGGACCUACGGCACCUCGUCGCCUGCACCGACUAUGAAUAGUGGGCCUCCUUCAACCGCUACGCCCUCGGAGCCACCUCCAGAUCCAGUCACUAGUGAAGAGUUGGAGCGCUUAAGGGUUAUCGUAAAAGCAGACCCGAACGAUCAGGAAACCGGCCUUCGAUUUGCCAAGAGGCUUGUGGAAGCUGCAGACGUCUUGGUCCCCAACGUUGCGGACCCCAAGACGAGAGCUAGGUCGCGCGAUAGGUAUCUAGCCGACGCGUACAAGGUGUUGAAGAAGCUGGCCAACGCGCAGAACAAAGAAGCCAUGUUCUUCUUCGCAGAUUGCAUCGGAAGGUCCCUCUUCAGCAACGAUCCGGAUCACAAGGAGGCCUUUACCUUGUAUCAGUCCGCAGCCAAAUUGGGCCACGCGGCUGCCGCCUACCGCACAGCCGUCUGUUGCGAGAUUGGUCACGAAGAUGGAGGAGGCACGAGGAAGGAUCCCCUCAAGGCCAUUCAGUGGUAUAAGCGGGCUGCUACCUUGGGUGAUACGCCAGCCAUGUACAAGAUGGGCAUGAUCCAGCUCAAAGGCUUGUUGGGUCAACCCAAGAAUCCUCGCGAGGCUAUCGGCUGGCUCAAGAGGGCGGCCGACCAGUCGACGGGUGAGAACCCGCACGCCCUCCAUGAGCUAGGUCUGCUUUACGAAUCGGCGCAGCCCAACGACGUCAUCAUCCGAGACGAAAAGUAUGCCUUCACCCUAUUCAAGAAGGCUGCCGAACUAGGAUACAAGUUUUCGCAGUUCCGUCUUGGAUGCGCGUACGAGUAUGGCCUCAUGGGCUGCCCCAUUGACCCCCGGCUCUCAAUCAUGUGGUACUCCAAAGCCGCGAUGCAAGAGGAGCACCAAGCAGAGCUUGCGCUCAGCGGCUGGUACUUGACGGGCAGCGAGGGCGUGUUGGCACAAAGCGACACAGAAGCGUAUCUCUGGGCGAGAAAGGCCGCCAUGGCUGGUCUGGCCAAGGCAGAGUACGCCAUGGGCUACUUUACAGAGGACGGAAUCGGUGUACCCGCCAACAUGGAAGAUGCAAAGCGGUGGUAUUGGCGAGCGGCUGCCCAGGACUUCCCCAAGGCGAGGGAGCGGCUUGAGGAUCUCAAGAGGUCGGGCAAAAAUGGGCCGAGGCAACGCGAACGCAUCUCACGAAGCAAGAUGAACAAGCAGCAAGAAGGCGAAUGCUCCGUUAUGUAG